Messenger RNA from Kockovaella imperatae, 2828 nucleotides. Its product is annotated as mate-domain-containing protein. Gene Ontology annotation, cellular component: membrane. Gene Ontology annotation, biological process: xenobiotic detoxification by transmembrane export across the plasma membrane. The coding region runs from base 254 to 2683 and encodes 809 amino acids. Gene Ontology annotation, molecular function: xenobiotic transmembrane transporter activity; antiporter activity. The record is from RefSeq and is a predicted model, not a curated record. The transcript is spliced from 14 exons. NCBI's taxonomy places the organism in Eukaryota, Fungi, Basidiomycota, Tremellomycetes, Tremellales, Cuniculitremaceae.
CGGCAGUCGAUCUGGUGGGUCACUCUGCUUCUUCAUCUGUUACAUACUUGGAUCAGAUAGCAUUCUCGAUACCUGUCUUAAACUAGUCGAAGAGGAAGCUAGUGGAUACUGGAGCUGUUCCCCUGCGCAGAGCAUCGCAUUGUCAUCGUCGCUUUGGGCUUUGCCAUCCCCCUCUCUUUCUCGCCGCCUCCCUGACAUUGUAUUCGGCUCCAUUCCUCCGACAACUUUACGGUAGGAGCUCUCGCCGCUGACCAUGUCAAACUUUCCACACUCGACAGGUCAUGCAUAUUCGCUCUCUGCAUCCUCAUAUACUGUCCAAGGCAAUCUUGAGAACCUCAUCACUGAAGCGAAAAAGCACCCUCAUGCUCGACGGAACUCUGUCCCUGAAUCACCCACGAUUCAUGUAUCUCAGCUCACUCCAUUGACGGCCAACGAUACGCUUCCUACGUCUUCUUCCGACAACCGAUCUGCUCGCCGAUCGUCAGCCUAUUCUCGCCGACCUGUCAUUUCGACGAUUAGAGAAGCCUCCUAUGACGAUGGAGCUGCGAUACUCCUCGGAGACGAUUCUGAGGAUCCCGAUACGGCCCGAUCUGAACGUACGGGUCUCUUGAAGAGGCAGCAAGAGUCAAAGGCUCGUCGCAGAUCCUACGGCGCGACCUCAGAGCCAGUAGGCAAAUCUCAAGGGAAACGAAGGUCUAGCUCGAGUGGAGUCAGUGGGAAUUCGCGCAGCCGAUCCAAAGCUCGGACGCCUCCUCGCAAGGGUCUCUUACACGGGAGAAUGAAAAUGACUACCGAUCUGUCCGAUUCAGAUGGAGAAGACAAAUUGGAUGAUGAUCUCGAUCAAGUAUCAAGAGGUCGAGCCGUCGAAUCGAGACCCCUUUCGCCCGUGUCCACCCGAGCUUCCGAUGUCAACUCUGUGACGCAUUCUAGGCGCAUGUCGCACGCUCGUUUCGCAGAUGAUUCAUCAGGAGAUGAAGGCGGGGACGUUGUUCGUGGUCUGCUGGGCUCGGGAGGGGGAGCAAUGUUGGGGAGAUCGGGAUUCGGAUUGACACCUUCCGCACCUGGACCAGGUCCAGCCCAGUCAGUGAACGGUGGGAACAUGGGCGGGCUGGGACUCGACUUCGAUCCCGCUGAAGAGUUGGACGCCGAGGAUCUGCAGUUGCCAGUUACCGAAGAUGGCAAGGAAGCGAGAGUAUGGACGGAAGCCCUGAAGGUUGAGAUUCCAAUCCUGCUGCGUUCAUCUGUCCCGGUGUUCUUUACCCAAAUGGCAGAAUGGUCCUUGGUCCUCGCAUCAGUUGUGUCGAUAGGUCAUCUCGGAACCACAGAAUUAGCAGCGUCAUCCCUCGCCAGCAUGACAGCAUCCGUCUCAUCCUUCUCCAUCCUUCAAGGCAUGGCAACAUCUCUUGAUACAUUGCUUCCCGCCGCGUGGACGUCAUCAGAUCCAUCUCGAGUCGGUUUGUGGACACAGAGACAGGCGGUCGUGACGGCUAUGACUAUGAUCCCCAUGUUUGUGCUUUGGUGGAAUGUGGAGGGUAUUCUUCUGGUCCUCGGCCAGGAAAAGGAUGUUGCCCAUGCCGCUUCGCAAUACCUGCGUUAUCUUUCGUUUGGAAUUCCAGGUUACGGGGGCAAUGUCGUGAUGAAAAAAUAUCUCCAAGCGCAGAACCUAAUGCAAGUCCCGACAUAUGUCUUAUUUAUUGUUGCACCAUUCAACAUCCUCUUAAACUAUCUCUUGGUUUGGGGUCCCAACAGUGUCCGUCUCGGUUUCGUUGGGGGUGCUUUGGCGACCGCGAUCAGUUACAACUUUGCUUUCCUCCUGAACCUGUUUUGGGCGCUAUUCCUGGGACCGCGUGAGGCGUUCCACCCUCUCAAGUUUCAGCACGUCUUUUCUAAACUCGGCACGAUCACCACGCUGGGGCUCAGUGGUACCAUCAUGGUCUCAUCCGAAUGGUGGGCAUGGGAGUGUUGCGCUCUCGCUGCAUCUUUGCUAGGCCCUACUCCGCUGGCCGCUCAGUCGGUUCUCCUUUCGACCGCCUCCACCUUCUUCCAGGUCCCUGCUGCCCUUGGUGUGGCAUCGGCAGUGCGAUGCGGAAAUUUGUUGGGCGCCGGCAGAGCCUGGGAGGCGUGCUGGUCAAGUCGGGCAUGUCUUAUCCUGAGUAUCGUGUUUGCUUUGAUCAACACGGCUAUCUUGGUCGCAUCUCGGAAUAGUUGGGGCUAUCUAUUCAACUCUGAUCCCGAAGUUGUCGGCAUCGUGGCAUCGGUAUUGCCUUUUAUCGCUCUGUUCCAGCUUACAGACGGAAUCGCCGCCACCGCUGGAGCCAUUCUUCGAGCUCUAGGUCUGCACACGACGGGCGCCCUGAUCAACUUGACUUGCUACUAUAUCAUUGGACUUCCGCUUGGUCUUUGGUUGACAUUCGCUCCAGAGGCUCACUUGGGUCUCAUUGGAAUCUGGCUCGGUUUGAGCUUUGCAUUGGGCUACGCCAGCGUCGUCAGUUUCAUGUUAGUCUGGCGAGCAGACUGGCAUCGAGCUGUCGAGCGAGUGCGAGAGAGGCUCGGUCUGGGAGCAAAGGGAGAAGUAGGCGCGGAUGGAAAAUGGGUCGAAGAUGAUUCGAGCAGAUUAUUGGCAGAUGACGAGUCGGCGGAAGAUGGACAGCAGCAUGCGAACGGCGGCGGCGCGCAUAACUGAAAUGAUGAUACGAGUUAUAGAUCUACGAUCUACUUGUAGUGACCUAGUGACUGUUUCUCACGAGUCUGUCGCAGGUCUACGAAUAAUGAUUGAUCUUUGUGCAUAAUACAUGGCUGCCGCGCGAGAGAAGUCGGUGCGGAUUCUG